This is a messenger RNA of Apis cerana (Asiatic honeybee), 3419 nucleotides long. RefSeq names its product open rectifier K[+] channel 1 (gene Ork1). Gene Ontology annotation, biological process: stabilization of membrane potential; potassium ion transmembrane transport. Gene Ontology annotation, molecular function: outward rectifier potassium channel activity; potassium ion leak channel activity. The record is from RefSeq and is a predicted model, not a curated record. Gene Ontology annotation, cellular component: plasma membrane. NCBI's taxonomy places the organism in Eukaryota, Metazoa, Arthropoda, Insecta, Hymenoptera, Apidae.
AUGUCGAAGAAGCAAUGGUUGGUCCUGUUGAUGCUGUUCUUGACAUACUUGUUACUAGGUGCUUCCAUUUUCUACCAUAUCGAGAGCCGCUUAGAGAUCGACCGCAUUGAAAAAGACAAACAUGAACGCAUCAAGAUUAACGCUUUGCUUCACACGCAUUAUGUACCGAAUCUUAAUCACGAUCACGAUGAAAUUCUCGAGAAUUUGACACGAUACUGCGGAAAAUCAGUUUAUAAUUAUACCGAAGGCGAUUAUCCCCUUAAAUGGGAUUUUUAUAAUAGUUUUUAUUUCGCUUAUACCGUCGUCAGCACAAUAGGUUACGGAAAUUUGGCUCCAACGAACAGGCUCAGUCGCAUCCUGAUGAUAUUUUAUGGUCUGAUAGGCAUACCUAUGAAUGGAAUUUUGUUGACACAAUUGGGAGAAUUUUUUGGCCGUGUAUUCGUCAAAGCUCAUGAAAAAUAUAAAUCUUAUAAGCAUGGCCGUGACAAUUAUUAUCCUAGAAAAUUAACAACAUUCGAAACGGGAAAAGCUGGAUUGGCUGCACAAAUAUUUGCACACUUGUUACCAGGUUUCGUCAUGUUCAUCUUUUUCCCAGCAUUUCUUUUCUCUCAUUACGAGGGUUGGAGUUACGAAGAAGCUGUUUAUUACGCUUUCGUCACAUUAACCACCAUUGGUUUUGGAGAUUACGUGGCAGGACAGGAUAAUAGCAAGGGUAGCGGGUUUUUCUUUAUAUUGUACAAGAUCUUUCUGAUUUGUUGGAUUUCCUUUGGAUUGGGAUACACCGUCAUGAUCAUGACAUUUAUCACGCGAGGUAUGCGAAGUAAGAAGAUUACUAGAAUAGAGCGUAAAUUAGCUAUCAAUUUGAAACAUACGCAAAGUAAAAUAUGGAAUGAAUUCAAUAAGGAAAUAAAUUAUUUACGCCGUGUUUUCAACGAAUUGCAGUUAUCUAAAGUUAAGAGAAUAUACGUUGACGAAUGUAAUUACGAGAUUCCACCGUCUAAAUUUUGUCGUAGUAACAGUUUUCCCGAUCUUCGAGAUUUGUUGUACGCCUCAAAAGAGAAAGAUGAAAUGUAUCAAAGACCUCGACGACGCGCCAAUAGCGAAGUGGUUCCAACGGAAAAUCAAGUAACGCGCGUCGUUUCUGAAACCGAUCUUCAAAGAAUCGAUAAAACAGCAACAUUCGCAACUCAUGCAAUGGUUCAACCAGCAGAAUUGUUGGCAAGAUUGGUGAAUAUUCUUGGUUAUAUACCACCAGCUACCGAAGAUAUGGGAGCCGAUGGUUCAAAUCAGACAACUUACAUUGGCCAGGAACAAGUCGGAUAUCACAGUGACAAACUCGAAGAAAAUAAAGAGAUUUUGGAAAGAGAAUCGUCUCACGCGUUCAAUACCGGAUCUAAAAUCUGGACAAUCGGACACGAGAAGAUACCGCGAUUCGUAAGACCUCGUUCGAGAGCGGCCAGUGAGAUUAGAAUACAAGAAACGAAAAACGAGGAUCGAAACAUCGAACGAACUUGGUCCGGACCAACAGCGGCUAGAAAGAUUCAGGAAUUGAUGAAAUCCCGUGUAAAUGAAUCAUCGAGCAAAGAACGUGACAUUAAAGAUACCAAAUUUUCUAAACUUCGCAAUUUUGCAUUAACAAAAAAUGUUCCUAAAGCAUUGAUCUCGUCCAAUCCUUGGAAAAAUCGUUUUUCGAUAAGUUCGGAAAAAAAAAUCUCCGAAUUCGACCGCAAUAUUAACGGUAAAGACUUGGCCGGACAAGGAUCUUUAUCGAUCGAUGAUAGACGAGAAUCGAUCCCAACCAAUUUAAAUCCACGAAGAUAUUAUUACACGCAUACCGGUGCGGCUAACAAUUUUAAUAACAAUGUUAAUAAUAAUCUACUCGAAGAGACCAGUUUGGCCGAUUUUUUGAGAGCCCUUACCGUUCUUCACGCUAGCGUUGCUGCCAAUAACGGUAAUUGGAGCUCUGCUACGAACGAAGAUCAGAUUCGUCGUGAUCAACCUCGAAGAAAAUUGGGCACUGCUUCUUUAACACCGCCAAAACUUCCUAGCUUGUUUACCUUGUUUUCGCCAUCUCCACCCGUAUCAACCACUCAAAGUAAUCAAAACACUAUUACGCAAGAAUCUAAUAUAAACUGGAACGAAGAUAAAUUACCUUGGUUUCAAACAACAAGACGAGAAUCGAGAAGAGGUAGUUUAGCGUUUGCUCAUCCUACCAUGGCUACCAAAUCGAGACGAUUUUCUUUGAGACCUGUAGCAACACCUGUCAGUCCACCGACGCCUCCGAAAAAUGACUCGCCAUUCUUAUCGAAAACUAAAUCAACGUUUCUGUUCGAAUCCCCUAAAGAGCCUCUUAUUCUAACAGAGAGAACGCCAGGUUUUUCAACGCCGAUAAAAUCAACCUUGAGCGAUCGUCGUUUCUCGUUACGACCAGCUCAAAAUUCGAACGUUAAUUUAAAAGGAGGUAAUACUUCUAUCGUUUCUACGCAAAAAGUUGCACCUCGUUGGAAGGCUGGUAUAUUGCAACGACAAAUCGGUCAAAUGAAUCUUCGACGUCGAGCUAGAGCGUUCAGUUUGAGCGACGUUCACGUCGAAGAUCACAGAGAAAGAACCGAACCUUUUCAUUUAUCAUCCAAUAUUAUUUACAAAAAAAAUAAUCACGAUUCAAUUUAUAAAAAUCCUAAAACCGAUGAAUUUGUACCAUCGAUCGAAAAUUCGGGUCAAUUUGCAUCUUUGGUUUCCAAUUCGGAACGAUAUUCACCGCUUUCACAAGAAAUUAUUUCGAAUUCUACUACGAAUUCUGUUCGCCUCGAGGAAAAGAACGUACGAAUCAUCGAUCCACAAUCACAUUCCAUCGUACACACAAUUCCUAACGAGAAUGUCGAUGAUCAUUCGAACGAAUGUACAUCUAAUUCUCGUUUAAGCGAUCGAAUAGAAUCAACUUUAUGUAAAGAUUCUCGAAUAAGUACAAAAAAACAAGUAUCAUCGAAUGAUUCUUUCAUUAAUUCUACUUCUCAAUAUAAUUUAUUCACCAAUAUUGGCACAGAAUCACAAGAACCAUUAAUGGAAGUAAAAGUAGAAAAUCCCAGUACAAAUAUCAUUUCCGAUCCGUUUAAAAUAAUUACACCCGAUGUUUCUUCGCAUCAUUCGUUAGAUUCUCUUGCAGAAUUCAAAACCGAGAAGCAUAGAUCACACUUGCCUACCGAUAAAUCGUGACACAAACUUUUCGUUCAAAAAACAAAUUUAUUAAUCGGACAAUAAUCGGAACAAUCGCAAAUCGUAUUCAUUUUCGAUGUAAUUAAUUCUGCGAUUUUCUUUCAUCAUUCUUUCGAAUGAAAAAAUGAUAAAUUUCGAACACCAUACGAGAUAUGUUAAAGGGAUACGACGAUAAAAAAAAAGUACUUAUUUACGUUAUACAAAAA